This is a messenger RNA of Pestalotiopsis fici W106-1, 1803 nucleotides long. RefSeq names its product Transcriptional repressor rco-1. The record is from RefSeq and is a predicted model, not a curated record. The coding region runs from base 1 to 1803 and encodes 600 amino acids. The transcript is spliced from 4 exons. NCBI's taxonomy places the organism in Eukaryota, Fungi, Ascomycota, Sordariomycetes, Amphisphaeriales, Sporocadaceae. Gene Ontology annotation, molecular function: protein binding.
AUGUCGAUGUAUCCGCAGCAUCGGGGUCUGCCCCAGAAUGCAAGCCGUCUCAAUGAACUCCUCGAUCAAAUUCGCGCCGAGUUUGACAACCACGUGAGACUGAAUGAAGGCUAUGAGCAACAGAUUCAGCAACAAGUGCAGGAGGCACAGAUCGUCCGUGAGAAGGUGUACCAGCUGGAACAAACCCACAUGACACUCAAGGCCAAGUAUGAGGAAGAGGUUAUUUUGCUCCGCCGUCAGCUCGAGGCCGCCAGAUCAGGCGCGCCUCAGCAGGGUAUGCCUGGCCCUCCCCAACAUGGAGGACCUUCCAACGUCCCGCCGCCCUCCAUUGGUAUGGGCAACAACCUGUUCCAAGGAAUCAUGACCGGACAGGGUGGCCAAGCUGGUCUGCCGCCGCAGCCCCCACCUCAGGAGCAGGGUCCCGGUCCUCAGCAUCAGAUGCCUCAACCGCCGCCGGGGCUUCAAGGUCCUCCCCCGCCUCAGCCUCCGCCAUCGCAACAACCUCCGUUCCAGCCUCCAUACCAGCAAGGCCCUGGUCCCAACGGCUUCCCCGGACAGCCACCCCAGAGCACCGCUAGCCCCGGACCUGGCAGCAAGCGUAUCGGCAGACCUCCAACCGGCCCUGCGACGCCCCAGAUCAACAACCCCAUGCCUUACCCACCGGGCCCUGGCGCAUCUCCUCAGGUUCACCACCAGCCCACUCCUGACCACAGAGGCCCGAUGCCUCCCCACCCUGGUGCCCCCGGCCCUCUUGUCAACAAUGCUCUGGGGGACUUGGAUCCCGACCGCCUCCCGGCUCAUACCAAGAAGACCAGAGACGACUGGUUCGUGAUUUUCAACCAGGCGGUUCCUCGCAUGCUAGACGUUGAGCUCGUACACACUCUGUCCCACGAGAGCGUUGUUUGCUGUGUGCGCUUUAGCCACGACGGCAAGUAUGUUGCGACUGGUUGCAACAGGUCCGCUCAAAUUUACGACGUUCAGACUGGUGAAAAGGUCUGUGUCCUAACUGACGAAAACGUUGAUAUCACUGGCGACCUUUACAUCAGAAGCGUUUGCUUCAGUCCCGAUGGCAAGUACCUGGCAACGGGUGCUGAGGACAAGCUCAUCCGUGUCUGGGAUAUCGCCCAAAGGACCAUUCGCAAUACCUUUUCUGGUCACGAACAGGAUAUCUACUCGCUGGAUUUCGCCCGUGAUGGCCGCACGAUAGCGUCCGGCAGUGGAGACAGAACCGUCCGACUCUGGGACAUUGAAACCGGCAAUGCCAUGCUGACGCUCACCAUAGAGGAUGGAGUUACCACCGUUGCCAUUUCUCCUGACACGAAAUAUGUUGCUGCCGGUUCGCUUGAUAAGAGUGUCCGUGUCUGGGAUAUUUCUCAGGGCUACUUGGUGGAGAGAUUGGAGGGACCAGAUGGCCACAAGGAUAGUGUAUACAGUGUUGCAUUCUCGCCCAACGGCCGUGACUUGGUCAGUGGCAGUUUGGACAAGACUAUCAAGAUGUGGGAACUGUCAUCCCCCCGAGGAAUGAACAACCCGCCCCCCAAGGGCGGACGAUGCGUCAAGACGUUCGAAGGUCACAGAGACUUUGUACUGUCUGUCGCCUUGACUCCGGAUGCCAACUGGGUCAUGUCUGGCUCAAAGGACAGGGGCGUACAGUUCUGGGAUCCACGAACGGGCCACACACAACUCAUGUUGCAGGGACAUAAGAAUUCCGUCAUCUCUGUUGCCCCCAGCCCUGCUGGUAGUUACUUUGCUACCGGAUCUGGCGACAUGCGCGCCCGUAUCUGGUCGUACCGCAACGUAUAG